AGCAGCUUGCGGGAGGCGCCACGGCCUCGCAGACGCAGGCGCCGGCCGCUGAAGAGCCAGAGAGAAAGUUCCCGGGGACAGUUCACCCGCGGGAGGGCCCAAGCUGCUGCCGCUGGCCAGACGGUGUCGAGUCCCGCGUGUGUAGCGCGCCGUUUGCCUGCACGCACUCGGCUGCCCGGGCUCUGCCUUCAGAGAAGCAGUGGAGCCUCGCGGGCGGGCAGCCGGGGCGGCCGCGACUAAACUUGGACGAGGAGGAUGCUGCGAGUGGGCGCGGCGGCGCAGGGCGCGGGGGCGCUCGCCAAGCUCUGAUCGCUCCCGGCGGGCUCGAGCGCGCAGAGGGGCAGUAGGCAGGUAGUGACUCCAAGCGCCCGGACUGCGCCAAACCUACCAGCCAAGGCCGCCAGCGCCACCGUGCAGGCAUCGUCUCCUCGCCUCGGAGUCAUGGUGCGCGUAGCGCGCACGCCCUGCGUGGAACUCUGAGCUCCGGCGGUGCAGUGCGCCCCCUCCUCCGGUAUCCUCAUCCGAGCUUCCCGCGCCUGCCUUGCUCGCGGACCAUGACGCUAUCGCCUGGAACCACUUGCUUCUGAGCUCAUCGCCCCGCUGCAGCCCCCCCAGCGCGGCUGGACCACCGACAGCGCUCUGACCCUUCAAACUCGGGAUCUUCUCCCAGGGACGCCGGGCGCAAAGAGAUGGCGCUCCGCGGACCCCUCCGGCCGCGCAAAGUUCGCAGGAGGCGAGAGAUGCUGCCGCAGCAAGUUGGCUUCUUGUGCGCUGUGCUGGCUCUGGUGUGCUGUGCGUGCAGCCUCUUCGGAAGCUUGGGCCACAAAACAGCUUCUGCCAGCAAACAUGCUCUGCCAGACACGUGGCGCAACAGAAAGUUGAUGGCACCGAUAAAUGGGACUCCGCCGGCCAAGAACUGCACAGAUCCCGCAAUUCACGAGUUCCCCACAGACCUGUUCUCCAACAAAGAGCGACAGCAUGGUGCUGUCCUGCUACACAUCCUCGGUGCUCUCUACAUGUUCUACGCCCUGGCCAUCGUGUGUGAUGACUUCUUUGUCCCAUCCCUGGAGAAGAUCUGUGAGAAACUUCAUCUGAGUGAAGAUGUGGCUGGUGCUACCUUCAUGGCUGCAGGAAGCUCGACACCGGAACUGUUUGCUUCUGUCAUUGGUGUGUUUAUUACCCACGGAGAUGUUGGUGUGGGGACUAUUGUGGGCUCUGCUGUGUUCAACAUCCUAUGUAUCAUUGGAGUGUGUGGACUCUUUGCUGGACAGGUGGUGCGGUUGACAUGGUGGGCUGUGUGCCGUGACUCUGUGUAUUACACGCUCUCUGUCGUCGUGCUCAUAGCGUUCAUAUACGAUGAGGAAAUUGUGUGGUGGGAAGGCCUGGUGCUCAUCAUCUUGUACGUGUUUUAUAUUCUUAUCAUGAAGUACAAUAUGAAGAUGCAGAUGUUUUUCACAACCAAACAAAAGAGCAUUGCAAAUGGUAACCCAGUCAGCAGCGAGCUGGAAGAUGGUAAUGACCUCUAUGAUGGUAGCUAUGACGACCCUUCUGUGCCAUUGCUGGGGCAAGUGAAGGAAAAACUUCCCUAUGGCAAGACCCCCGUGGUGAUGGUGGAUGAGAUUCUGAGCUCCAGCCCUCCCAAGUUCACCUUCCCUGAGGCUGGCCUGCGCAUCAUGAUCACCAACAAGUUUGGGCCCAGAACCCGACUACGGAUGGCCAGCAGGAUCAUAAUUAAUGAGCGACAGAGGUUGAUCAACUCGGCCAAUGGUGUUAAUAGCAAGCCACUGCAGAAUGGGAGACAGGAGAACAUGGAGAAUGGAAAUGUUCCUGUGGAGAACCCUGAAGACCCACAGCAGGGCCAGGAGCAGCAGCCACCACCACAGCCGCCACCUCCAGAACCAGAGUCAGUAGAGACAGUCUUCCUGUCCCCGUUCUCAAUGCCUGAGGCAAAAAGUGACAAGGCUAAGUGGGUGUUCACUUGGCCCCUCAUCUUCCUCCUCUGCGUCACCAUCCCCAACUGCAGCAAGCCCCGCUGGGAGAAGUUCUUCAUGGUCACCUUCAUCACGGCCACGCUGUGGAUCGCUGUGUUCUCCUACCUCAUGGUGUGGCUGGUGACUAUUAUUGGAUACACUCUUGGGAUCCCUGAUGUCAUCAUGGGCAUCACCUUCCUGGCAGCAGGCACAAGUGUUCCAGACUGCAUGGCCAGCUUGAUUGUGGCAAGACAAGGACUUGGAGACAUGGCAGUCUCUAACACCAUCGGAAGCAACGUGUUUGACAUCCUGGUGGGGCUUGGCAUCCCGUGGGGCCUGCAGACCAUGGUUAUUAAUUAUGGAUCCACGGUGAAGAUCAACAGCCGGGGACUGGUCUAUUCCGUGGCGCUGUUGCUGGGGUCUGUCGCGCUCACUGUCCUUGGCAUCCACCUCAACAAAUGGCGCCUGGACCGAAAGCUGGGCAUCUACGUGCUGGUCCUAUAUGCCGUCUUCCUGUGCUUCUCCAUAAUGAUAGAGUUUAACGUCUUUACCUUCGUCAACUUGCCCAUGUGCCGAGAAGAUGAUUAAAGCUGAGCUGUCGCCCGGAAGAGAAACUGCUGUGGCCACCAUGAUGCUGGCGUCCCCUCUCUCUCCUUCUCCACACAGGUCUCUCCUGCCUUGACAGCCACUGUCAGUCCUUUCAUGAGCUGGAAGGAAGGGCCACCAUGGUCUUUGUCCAGUCAUGGGCCAGGCUGCUGGGUAUCUGCCCCUGCAUGGCAGGGUCCAGGCAUCAUUUGAGCAACUUCACAGACUCUUGGCUGCCAGCUGCGGGGAUGCAUCAUGUCUCUUCUCUCUUGCACACUUUAGUCAGCAGGACUUCUGUGUGCUGUUUGUCUUUCUGUCCCAUGGGCAACCUCAGAAAUGAGUCAGUCAGUGAACGUGAGGUGUCCUAGAUGAGUGCAAAGUAGGACUGUGGUUGGCAAGUGUCAUCUCUGGGCAGAUUGUGUCACAAUGAGCAUCCGACGCUGCUGGGAACACUGGAAACUUGGAAGAGACAAGGAAUUUACCUGCAGGGAAUUGAAACCACUGCAGUUAUAGGAAAAAAUAGGAAGAGUGGAAGCAUUAUUUCCCAGUAGAAGAAAGAAAAGCAAGCAAAUACUGUUAUCCUUUUUAUUGACACAUUCAGAAAAUGAGCAAUGAAAUAUUAAAAAAUAAAACAUCACAUAUAGAUCAUCAUACUUGAAGAAUAUCAUUCCACACAAAAGCAAAGGAUCAUUGACAGGGACCAAAAAGGUUACCCUUGGAGAAAAAAAAAAAGAAUCCUUUGCAUGUCAUCUUGUGCUGGCUCCAAGACGAUUUGGUUUGGAAUAUAGCAAAAGGUGGACGACCACGCAGAGACAGGUGCUAACUCAGAGACAUGGCGGGGAAUGUAGACACAUUUCAGACCGUAGGAUGCCAUGCGCCGCCCUUCAGGUUUGUAACAUCUCUGUUAAUGCUCUGCUUUCAAAACCACCCCACCGAAGGACCCAGUUGUUUAUAUUCCCAACCACUUGCAGAAGUGAUGGCUAAAGACAAGAAGAGAGUGCCCGCACAUCACUCUCCUGGUUGGCCGAAGCCAAGUAUGAAAAGCGUACCUUAGAAUUUUUACAGCUAGGUUUUUUCAGCUUCAGGAGUUUGCUACACAUGCAAGGCCAGGGAUGGGAGAUGGACCCAAACACAGGCAAAUAGGAAACAAUGUUUGACUGCUUCAUAGCUCUGAAAUCUCUGUGUAACAGAUUCAUGACUAUAAACCAUUCCUGGGUUCUAAUGAGGAAGCACAAAUUAAUUUUAUAUAGUGAGGUUUUUAUUUUUUUAAUGUUUCUAUUGCAAAAGUCUAUUGGGUCUGAUGCACUUUAAAUACUGAGAUAUUUUGCACAGUAGAAGGCAUGGGAGUGAGCCAGGGUAAGGAGUUUAGUGAUUUUAACCUUGGUGGCUACUGUAAAUCCAGCAGCUGAGUCCUCCUGGGCCCAUGGUGGAAUCUGUAGUGAUGUUCUCUAAUUUCAAGGGACAAAGUGUUCAAGCUUGUGUUCCCUUAAGCAGAAGAACUAUGACGAGACCUCACUCCCAUUGCCCAGCCUUCAAUUCGGGGUUCACAUCAGUAUUAGUAGCUCAACUGAGUCGAGGCUUCGCUUUUUGUCCAUCUGGAUAAGUGUGGUUGUCUUCAGACUAGACUGCAGAUUUCCCUUAAGAAGAACGGCUAAGCUUGAGUGAAGGAGCCUGAAGGUGCCUCAGUAUAAACUCAGCUGCAGGAGGCUUCAGAGUUGCUGUAAGCCUAGUAGCUCGUAUACACACACACACACACACACACACACACACACACGCACAC
Onychomys torridus (southern grasshopper mouse) is the source of this 4335-nucleotide messenger RNA. RefSeq names its product solute carrier family 24 member 4 (gene Slc24a4). NCBI's taxonomy places the organism in Eukaryota, Metazoa, Chordata, Mammalia, Rodentia, Cricetidae. Gene Ontology annotation, molecular function: calcium, potassium:sodium antiporter activity; calcium channel activity. Bases 690 to 2558 code for a protein of 622 amino acids. The transcript has 17 exons. Gene Ontology annotation, biological process: sensory perception of smell; calcium ion transmembrane transport; intracellular calcium ion homeostasis. Gene Ontology annotation, cellular component: membrane. The record is from RefSeq and is a predicted model, not a curated record.